Molecule: messenger RNA, 1919 nt
Organism: Pseudomassariella vexata
Lineage: Eukaryota; Fungi; Ascomycota; Sordariomycetes; Amphisphaeriales; Pseudomassariaceae
Product: WLM domain-containing protein
Exons: 4
Coding region: 178-1587 (469 amino acids)
Source: RefSeq, a predicted model, not a curated record
CUUCAACAACUAGAUCUCUGAACAAUAGACCACUAGUCUCAAAAUCCUAGGAACCUUAUUGGGGUAAAAGGUGAUUUACUUGAGCUCAUUGCUACGGAUUCUCUACCAAGUUACGGUGACGAUUGAUCAAUCGCAUUCAUCGCCUUCAUCGCCGCGACCAGGCAAACGCAUCUCAAGAUGCCCGUCGGCAUCCAGCGGAUCAACGCGAAGAAGUCGCAACCAAACUCUCUUAUAAUCUUCAUCAAGCCGCUGAAAGGCCCCGAUGAAGCCAUUGCCCAGGACUUCCUGGAGAGAAUAGCCGCACAAUGCUUGCCCAUCAUGAGAGAGCAUCGUCUGUCGGUCAUGACCCUCGAGGAGUAUGAGCCAAAUCGCGAGUUCGUCGGCCGCAACUUCAAUGCUGGGGAGGUGAUACAGCUAGUGCUAAAGUCGCCUGCAACGGGGCGGUGGCUUCCUUUCAAUUAUGUGCAGAUGGUCAUGAUGCAUGAACUCGCGCAUUGCAAACAGAUGAAUCACUCGAAGGCAUUCUGGGCCGAGAGAAACAACUAUGCAGAACAGAUGAGGACGCUUUGGACGCGAGGCUACACCGGCGAAGGUAUUUGGGGUAGAGGAGCCAACUUAGCAACUGGUGCAUUUGAAGCGAACACCGUCGAGCCAGGUGAGGUUCUUCCCGAUCACCUAUGUGGUGGCACAUACCGCUCGAGACGAAAGCGCAAGGCAAAGGAUCAGCUCAGCUACAAAGAGAGAAAGCAACGUCGCAUCUUGAAGAAGUUUGGAGCGAAUGGGGUCGCUCUUGGAGAGGAUGAAGAUGUCAAGGCGGAACUGGAAAAGGGGAGAAGAACCCAGGCCAAGCCCCGAGUUGCAGGAAGUAAGCGAGGACGCGAGCUUCGGGCAGCCGCAGCGCUGGCAAGAUUCGACCAACGGAAGACGCCAUACGAUGAAAAGAAAUCGACGCCUUUUGAUGAUGACGAGACCACUAGCGAAGAAGAGUCGGAGACGGCAAGCGGGAGCGAAAAAGAGGAUGUGUUCGCCGUCGAUAUGAAUGGCAAGCGGCUAUUGGACGACAAAGGACGUCGCAUGGUCAAAGUUUGCGAGGUCGAAAACGCGGAGGACCUUGAUGCCCAAAGUGAGCUGCGGGAGUUGCAGUCUUCAAUGACUCCACGUAAGGUACCUGGACUAGGUUCGGCUUUGUUGUCGUCAAAAACUCCUGCAGCUACUCAAAAGCCAGAGAAGGCAGAGCUUUUAUCACAACCACCCUCAACCACCUCAAGCAAAAAGCAAGAGACGAGUCGACAAGACACAAAGAAAUCUGCCCAGGCAGGCUUAGACGAGAAAAGCAAAGCACAAGCACAAGGCCAAAUCGCACCUGUUCGCGAGCAGCUUGCGACUACUGGAGUAUGCCCUCUCUGCUCGUUCGACAACGGCCCCGAUCCUAUGACAUGCGUCAUAUGUUCUCAUGUCUUGGACUCACGAAAGGUUCUAAACUCAUGGCGAUGCAAAAGUGCUGCGUGUCAGGGCAGUUUAUACCUCAAUGCCGGAGACACGGGGUUAUGUGGAGUAUGCGGUGCGCGAAAGAGCGGAGGAUCCUGAAAGACGUCACUCAUCUCGGAACAGGGACUCCCUCUGUUAGUUGGUAUGAGCAUCGUGUCAAGUCUGAUUGGAAGGUUUGUGACUUUAUACUCCAACUCUAUCAUUUAAUUGCCGUCCGUUCAUCUAAAGUCGUGUCAAGGAGUGAGCUAUUCGGUGUUGUUCGUGAGUAUAUAGUAUAGUGGUCUUAGCAAGGCAGUUCCCGGAAAUUAAGGAGACUUAGCGACUAUAUCCUAGUCCCUGUAAGCGAUGGAUGCGGCGGCAAUGGCAAGAGACUAGGUUAGCUUUGAAGGGCAAGUUUCACGUUACACUACUCAGCACACAUUAAGGUUGAU